Messenger RNA from Lolium perenne, 1364 nucleotides. The record is from RefSeq and is a predicted model, not a curated record. Lineage: Eukaryota; Viridiplantae; Streptophyta; Magnoliopsida; Poales; Poaceae.
UACUCGCAGAAACGGUUUCACUAAUAGGGCCCGUUAUGUUUCCUCUCGGUGCCUCGAGCCCUCAAUUCCUCUUUCCUUUCUCCCCCGCUAUAUUCUCGCUGCCCGAGCCCCUCAGAUCGCCAGCAACCCAAGUUCUUCGCCGUCCUUCUUCGACUCCGCUGCGAGGGCAAUGCGGCGAAACCUAUGGCAGUCAACAGCGAGGGCGGAACCCUAGCCUGAACACUGCCGCCACCGUGCCACGCACAGGCAGAAAGUAGUUUACCGUCUGGCCCUUUGCGCUGAUCGAGCGGCAUAAGCAGAAGAUGGAGGAAACAGGAUUCAGGAGAGGCACUAUUCAGAAGACUGGCGACUGGCGCCUAUGUUGUCCUCCGCCAUCCGGCCGCCGUCGACCUCCUCCAACAGUUGGACCCAAUCCUCUUCAUGCUGUGCAGCUGAGCCACCGUGGCCUGAAUCUCCGCUUGGUACAUGCAUCUUACAGGCGUCCAAUCAAACAUCAUUUGGGUGAAUUUUUGUAUUAUGUCAAACUUAUCGAUCAGUGCAAUGCACCAUCACCAUGUUGCGGGAAAUCACCAUAUAACACUGAGAUGCAAGGUGCAAUGAGAUCAUAUUCCAGAUUGCUUUGGUGUAUGGAAGAAGUGGUAUUGAUAUCAUAUUCACAGCAGAUGUCAAACGGGUCAUGCCCUUUAUCUCGAAUAUUUUCAUCAAGCAGUGACUAAAAGGCGAGAGAUCACAUAGCUAACAACAAACAUGCAAUCAACUGCCAGUUCGAGUCAUAUUCACCAUGUCUAAUUUUGAUCCGCUCAGAUGGAUAAGGAUUUGCAGAGUGUCCAAUGGAGGUUCUUUCGUUUUUUAAUUUGUCAGAAGCCUUUCCUUUCAUGAUUAGAAAUAAUAACCUAUUCCGAUUGCCUUUUCUAUGCAGCUAUUUUUGAGUAGCUUGCAUCUGACAGUUAAGUGCUCCAAGAUUUGGCAACCAAAAUUGAGCUUACAUAUGCAUGUAUGAAAAAACAGUUAAUAUCAUUUGUUUAAUUGAUCUCUGAAUCGACUGGAGACACAUCUCUCUAGCUUUGCAGAUUGUUAGACAUUUUAUAGGUUCUUUGUUUUUCUCCGGAUGUUAUGAUUAGUCCCGGUUUGUGUCUUCUACGAGCCGCAGAAGGCCAGGUACCGCAACAUCCACAUAAGGGGCACAUAACUGUAAAAUUUUGAAAUUCAGUUAACUUAACAUGUAGGUUCAAAUAUGUGGUGAUAUCUCGGUUGAUUUUUUUUGGCGAACCUGCAGAUGUGCUGCAGCUAUACUGACUGCUGUUUGUGUGAGUUUGUUCCAGCAAAGUGAAUAAAAUGGCUAAUUUUGCGGUUUUUUUUGUUGA